UUUUUUUGUUUUAAUAAAACAAACAUUUAACAAAGAAUAUGCUGAAAGUAUCAAUUUUCUUUAUUACAAUUAUUUUGACAAUAUUGUUGGAGAACAGCCAUGGGAAAGGUUGUCGUGCACUUGGUGAAAAAUGUAGUAAAACUGUUUUUGAUCGAUGUUGUGGCGAUACAGCAUGUCAAUUAUCUUCACCAUUUCAUGGUAAAUGUGUUAAAUGUUUAAAAGAGGGUACAUUAUGUGUAUCCGAUAAAAAUUGUUGUUCCCAUAAAUGUAAUAUAGGCAAAUGUACAAAAGAAAAACAUCAUUAUUAAACUGAAUAUCAUUUCAAUUAAUGCAUUAAAAUGAAUUCAAACUUUUCAAUAUUGUUCAAUAAUAACUUUAAUAUUUACAUUUACUUAGUAUUGUUUGUUUGUUUGCUUGUAUCUCUC
Molecule: messenger RNA, 425 nt
Organism: Schistosoma rodhaini
Lineage: Eukaryota; Metazoa; Platyhelminthes; Trematoda; Strigeidida; Schistosomatidae
Source: the annotation of a GenBank genome assembly